AAGAAAUAAUAAUGUAAUAAAAUAAUAGAAAAUGGAAAACAAAGGCAAAAAUCUCCUCCAGCUUUUCCUCUAUCAUUUCCUACCCUCUUUUCUCUCUAUCCCCCAACAUUCAUUUUGUUAAAACCUAUCGAGAAAUCGUUAUUUUUUUCCCGAAAAUUCGAAUUUGUUCGUCUUCAGAUCCGUGGAUAACAUUCGAAUUGCUGCCUUUUCUGCCGUGGAAUUUGCGGCAUUUUGUUUUGGUUUCUGGUGUAAAGUUAAUUUCUUUUUUGUAAUAUUUUGAUCAGAGAUUCCCUUUUGGGGGAUUGUUCUUCAAUCGCAUUGGAUCGGUUCAGCAAUGUCGGUUGAUGGUUCGAGAAUUAGGGUUUCUAUUCGCCGUUUGUGAGUGGGGAUUUAGGGUUUGAUUCUUCCGGUAAUGUAGAUUUGGGGUUUCAUUUUUGGUGGUGGUAGAUCAGGGGUUGCUGGAUUGUGAAGGAGAUUUUAGGGUUGUGAUUUUCCUGGUCAAUGAGGAGGAUUGAUUAACUUGUAAGCGCUGUUUUUCGAGGUUCUGGUGCAUCUUUUAAUUGGAGAUUGAGGGAUUUAAAGGAAUUUUCGGUGGAUUAUUGAAGAACUAGGAGGUCUCUGUGUAUAUCGAUUAGCGUGUAAAAUUUGGUAGCUGUGAGUUUCUUUGGAGAUUUAAGGACUUCGGUGGAGGAUUUGAAGACGGAUCGGUGAGGCAUCAGUUGUAUUUGUUUUAGUAUGGUGAAUUUGAUUGGAAUCUAAACAACGAAAGGGUAAGAUUACUAUCGUAUUCAAGCGAUUGGGUUGGAGCUUGCUUAACGGGAUUGUAUCAUGGAGCAUGUUAUUGGGGGAAAGUUUAAGCUUGGGCGGAAGAUCGGGAGUGGAUCUUUCGGUGAGCUUUAUCUAGGGGUUAAUGUUCAAAGCGGAGAGGAAGUGGCUAUCAAGUUGGAAUCUGUGAAGACUAAACACCCUCAACUUCACUAUGAAUCAAAGUUAUAUAUGCUUCUUCAAGGUGGAACGGGAAUUCCCCACCUCAAAUGGUUUGGAGUUGAAGGUGAUUACAACGUAAUGGUUAUUGAUCUUCUCGGGCCAAGCCUUGAAGACUUGUUCAACUACUGCAAUCGGAAGUUCUCCCUGAAAACAGUACUGAUGCUUGCUGAUCAAUUAAUUAACAGAGUUGAAUAUAUGCAUUCAAGGGGCUUUCUUCACCGUGAUAUAAAGCCUGAUAACUUUUUAAUGGGUUUAGGGCGUAGAGCAAAUCAGGKAUACAUCAUUGACUAUGGCCUUGCAAAAAAAUAUAGGGAUCUUCAAACUCAUAAGCACAUACCAUACAGAGAAAAUAAGAAUCUCACAGGAACAGCUCGAUAUGCAAGUGUUAACACGCAUCUUGGAGUUGAACAAAGCAGGAGAGAUGAUCUGGAGUCUCUUGGCUAUGUGCUUAUGUACUUCUUAAGGGGAAGCCUUCCCUGGCAGGGGUUGAAAGCUGGCACUAAAAAGCAAAAGUAUGAUAAGAUCAGUGAAAAGAAAAUGCUAACUCCCAUAGAGGUGCUUUGCAAAUCAUAUCCCUCGGAAUUCUUAUCAUAUUUCCACUAUUGUCGAUCAUUGCGGUUUGAAGACAAACCAGAUUAUUCUUAUCUGAAGAGGCUUUUCCGGGACUUAUUUAUUCGAGAAGGCUAUCAGUUUGACUAUGUAUUUGACUGGACCAUUUUGAAGUAUCCACAGAUAGGUGCAAAUCCCAGAACACGGCAAUCCAGUGUAAAACCAGCCCUAAAUGCAGGGCCCUCUGUAGAAAGACCAGAGAGGACUUCAGUGGGACAAGAAAUUCGAGAUAGAUUCUCAGGUGCAGUUGAAGCAUUUGCUAGAAGAAACAGUUCUGUUACUGGUCUGCAUGGGGAUCACUCCAAACACAAGAUGCCAGAGGAUGCAUCUUCACCCAAGGAUGUUCAAGCGGAUUCAGAAAGAGGGCGUCCAUCCUCUAGAAAUGGCAGCUCAAAGAGGGCUGUCGUCUCAAGCAGCAGGCCAAGCUCCUCUGGUGAACCAAGUGAGAGUCGGUCAAGCCGGUUGGUUUCAGGGAGUGGCCGCCUAUCUACGACUCAGAGAAUCCAGCCUGGAUACGAGUCCAAAUCAUCAUCCCUCUCCCGUGCUGCAGUCACAAGAGGUGCUCGUGAUGACACUUUCCGGAGCUUUGAGCUUUUGUCAAUUGGCACAGAAAAGAGGAAGUAAGGGAGUGAUCCAUCUGACAAGUAAGAAGAGAUCACUUUUUACACAAAGGGAAAAUUCCCGCGUGCUGUUUCUGUUUAGUUUUGAGCGUAUGUUAUCUUUCCUCUGUAUAUGCCAAUAUCCGUCCCCAGAUUUUCAGCACCACCCAAUCUCAGUGACGUUCUUCUUUAAGAUCAUUUCCAGUCAUCUUUGAUUACAGGUACGGCCAUUAUAUUGUGUUGUAGACUCCAAGAAAGAAAUCUCACUUUAGGAAAUUGUCAAUAUGUCUGAGACUUGGAUAGUUGUAAUAAUAUUGUUAUCCAUCUGCUCAUCCCCUUCUACCAAAAGGAGAAAAAAAAAGCUCAUCCCCCGAGUCAAAAAAAGAAUGUUAUUUGGUACUUCAUACUCUUUGGUCUUUGCAAAACUUCUGCAUGGAUUACAAUUGCAUAUAAAAAUUAUAAACAGUGGUAUGU
Nelumbo nucifera (sacred lotus) is the source of this 2669-nucleotide messenger RNA. RefSeq names its product casein kinase 1-like protein 10. Gene Ontology annotation, molecular function: protein kinase activity; ATP binding. The record is from RefSeq and is a predicted model, not a curated record. NCBI's taxonomy places the organism in Eukaryota, Viridiplantae, Streptophyta, Magnoliopsida, Proteales, Nelumbonaceae. Gene Ontology annotation, biological process: protein phosphorylation.